Messenger RNA from Hirsutella rhossiliensis, 252 nucleotides. RefSeq lists its product as uncharacterized. The transcript has a single exon. Bases 1 to 252 code for a protein of 83 amino acids. Lineage: Eukaryota; Fungi; Ascomycota; Sordariomycetes; Hypocreales; Ophiocordycipitaceae. The record is from RefSeq and is a predicted model, not a curated record.
AUGAAGGUCGCCUGGGCCAUUAUCGCCUCCCUCGCCGGCAGCGCCCUCGCCGCCCCGGCCCCCGCUGCACCCGCCGGUCCUGCCCGCCGGGCCACCCCGGAGGCCACCGAGAACGGCCUGCUUAGCAGCCUGCUCGGCGGCCUGCUCGGCGACCUGGUCGGCGGCCUCGGCGGCGGCCUCAGAAGCGUCGGCAAUAGCGUCGGCGGCGGCCUCAAAGGCGGCCUCAAAAGCCUCGGCGGCGGCCUCGGCUAA